Molecule: messenger RNA, 4589 nt
Organism: Chara braunii
Lineage: Eukaryota; Viridiplantae; Streptophyta; Charophyceae; Charales; Characeae
Source: the annotation of a GenBank genome assembly
GGAUACCACAUCAACAGGCCCCGGUCUGGUCUAUGCUAUUGCGGUUUCAUACAACAGUCAUGGAUCAGAGGCCCGGAGAAGCAGACGAGGCCUAUCAGGCCCGCAUGCUGGCCAGGAGUACCGAGACAAAGAAACGGGCAGAUGACGCUGUCGCAGCAGCAAAGAAGAAGGCAGAGGAUGCCGAGCAGGCACGUCUGCUAGCAAUUGAACAACAACGCCAGCAUGACGAGGCAGCAACAAGGGCUGCCGAUGAAGAAAGACACCAACGUCUUGAGAAGAUAUUUACCGGAGAGCAGGCAUUACUUACAAUGGCAGCGGAAUGGCGGACCGAGGCCGAGAAUAGAAAGCUGGAGGAUAGCGCAAACAAGAUAGCGCUCCUCCUCUCGCAUCUCACAGACCUCCUGGCAACCUGCAUUACACAACAGGAGGAGAUCCACGGUCUCGACAACUCUCUAGCUCACGUCCAAGAUCGCCUUCAGCGGUUGGAGCAGCGACCAGUCGUCGCCGCCGAUGCAAGCUCUUCCAACACCUCCGACCGCCUCAACACAUUGGAGAUGGACGUCGACUCACUCAAGGAUGGAGUGCAAUUGCAGCAGACCGCGACACAACAGUUGCAACAACGGAUCUGCACUACCGCCAACACCUCGAGUUCGGAACCGCGAGAGACAGCUCCAAAGUUCGAUGGGCAGGAGAUCUUCUGCGACUCAAUGAAGACAGAUCCGGUUCCAUGGUUUCGCAAGUUCGAACUCACGCUGCAGCUCCACAACGUCAAGGAACACAAGCACCACGCAUACUUGUACUCUCGCUCAGGGGGCGAGUGCCAGGCUUGGUUGGACAACCUGCUGUCCAAGUACGGAGUGGUAGCCAACGACUUGCACACCAAGAUCGUUGGGAUGAUCAGAAGGCGGCGUGGCACAAGCGGUUCCAGGUGGAGCCGCCGGAGAUCAAAGCCAUGGACAAGCUCAUGGUCUUCGAGCAAGGCACGCUGCCGAUUCAACAUAGAGGCAUUGGACCCGCUCACGUUCGAGGACUUUGCAUGGCUUCCUCUCCCGACCACAGGCCGCUUGUCGGGACCGCAAUGCGCAGCACUUAGCGCUCAUCUCCACACUUACUUAUCCUUCUAUGCACCACCAACUUCGCCGACGGAUGACGAAGUCGUGGUGGGGGACAUCCUGGCAUAUACUACCAAGGUGGCCUGCGAGUUUCGCACGCAGCGGUACGAUGACAACAACGCACCGCUCAUGUAUGUCCGCAUUCAGGUUGGGCAAGCGUCCUGCAGCGCUUUGCUGGAUAGUGGCGCGUCUCGCAAUUUCAUGAGCCAAUCCUUUAUGCAAAGGGCUGGCCUUGGCGCACAAGUUCGGAGGAAGGCAAACCCGACGGCGAUCAAGUUGGCGGAUGGAAAGACGCAACAACUUCUCGACCGUUACAUCGAGGCCGUACCGGUCUACUUCGCACCUCAUGCAUGCGAACCGGUAACAUUCGAUAUUCUCGAUACGGACUUCGACAUCAUAUUGGGAAUGCCUUGGCUUGCAAGUGCGGAUCACACGAUCAACUUCCACCGGCGGACUCUUAGCGUUCGCGACGCCUUCGGCGCGGAAGUGGCGUGUACUGUUCCUCUACCGCACCCUUCAAUCCGGUGCCAAGUGGUGACGGCCAAAUCAUUCCGGGCGACUUGCACUUACGAGCAACCCGAGGAGAUCGGCCUAUGUUUCCUACGGACUGUCGCGGUAGCCGACUCUUCACCCACGGAUUUGUCUUCGGACCCCCGUGUGGUGCGGUUGCUGGAUGAGUUCGUCGACAUCUUCGAGUCACCUACCGGUAUGGUGCCGGAUCGGCCGAUCUUUCACGAGAUCAUUCUUGAGGCCGGUGCCGUGCCGCUGAAAGGUUGCAUAUAUCGCAUGAGCGAGGAGGAGCUUGAGGUCCUCCGCGCACAACUCGACGAUUUGUUGGCCAAGGGCUGGAUCCGCCCUAGUAGCUCCCCAUAUGGAGCACCAAUUCUUUUCGUCCGGAAGAAGAACAAGGAUCUACGAUUGUGUAUCGACUACCGCAAGCUCAACGCGCAAACCGUCAAGAAUGUGGGGCCUCUUCCUCGCAUCGACGAUCUUCUAAAGCGAUUGGGCGGCGCAAAGUAUUUUUCUAAGUUGGAUUUGAAAUCGGGAUAUCAUCAAAUCUCGAUCCGGCCGAACGAUCGCUACAAGUCCGCGUUCAAGACGCGGUACGGGCAUUUUGAGUGGGUGGUCAUGCCUUUUGGCCUCACCAACGCCCCAGCGACCUUUCAAGCGACAAUGACCAAUGUGUUCCGUGCAAUGUUGGACCGGUUUGUGCUGGUCUACUUGGACGAUAUUCUCGUCUAUAGCCUGUCAUUGGAGGAUCAUCUUGGGCAUCUUCGACGAGUGUUGGAGAUGCUCCGCCGUGCCAAGUACAAGGCCAACCGSGACAAGUGUGAAUUUGUCCGGCAAGAGCUGAAAUACUUGGGCCAUUUUGUCACACCGGAGGGCAUCAGUCCGCUAUCGGACAAGAUUCAAGCCAUCCAAGAGUGGCCGGAGCCUCGGAACGUCACGGAUGUCCGCUCGUUCCUUGGUCUCGCCGGCUACUAUCAGCGUUUCAUCAAAGGCUACUCGAAGAUCGCGGCCCACUUGACCAAGCUUCAAUGCGAGGAUCGACCGUUCGACUUCGGAGAGGAGGCGCGGGAUUCAUUUUUGGCUCUCAAAGUCGCGCUAUUAUUGGCGGAGGUCUUGCGGAUAUACGACCCGCUUUUGCCUACGCGUGUCACUACGGAUGCGUCAGGCUAUGGCAUUGGUGGAGUCCUUGAGCAACAUGAUGGUGUGGACUGGCACCCGGUCGAGUAUUUCAGCAAGAAAGUGUCGGUCGUGCAUUCCAUUAAUGAUGCACGCAAGAAGGAGCUCCUCGCCUAUGUCCACGCGCUCAAGCGGUGGCGGCACUUCCUCCUUGGUCGAAGCCAAUUUCGAUGGGUAACGGACAACAAUCCGUUGGUCUUCUAUAAGACCCAAGACACCGUCGACAGCACCAUCGCUCGAUGGAUGACUUUCAUCGACCAGUUCGACUUCUUUCCCGAUCACAUUCCCGGAAAGUCGAACCGUUUUGCGGAUGCUCUUUCACGGCGUCCGGAUCAUUGUACCGCGGUCUACUCAACCUUCGAGAUCGACGAUGACCUGCGGAACAGCUUCAUCCGCGGGUACCAAGCCGACCGCGAGUUCCGCGACAAGUACGCGAAUUGCUCCUCUCCUAAUCCUGCGCCUUCUCACUACCGGAUCCAAGAGGGGUACUUGCUUGUCCACACGCGGGGGAAGGACCUUCUUUGCGUGCCGAGUGAUCCUCACUUGCGUACACGACUUCUUGGCGAGUUCCACGAUGCUCCCGCCACCGGACACUUUGGAUUCAAUCGCACGAUUGGCCGACUUUGCGAGCGAUUUUGGUGGCCCGGCCUUCUCGGCGACGUCACGCGCUAUUGCAAGUCAUGCGAGGUUUGCCGACGCUGCAAAUCCCGCAACCAUCGUCCGUACGGCGAGUUACGACCAUUACCGGUCCCGUUGAGGCGAAGGGAAGCGAUUGCCAUGGACAUUACCAGCCCGUUCCCCAAGCACAAGACCGGAGUGGAUGGGAUUCUCACGGUGGUCGACCGACUCACCAAGUUCGCCAUGUUCUUGCCUUGUCGCUAUCAUGCCAAGGCACCGGAGUUGGCCGAGAAGGACUGGGUUGAGCGGCUGCCGGAUGUCGAGUUGGCCUACAACUCUUCCAUCCACCCGGCUAUCGGGAUAUCGCCUUUCGAGUUUGAGCACGGCUCGCCGGUCACUUCACCGUUGGACACUAUUACUCCACGAACGGCCGAGAGCGACGACCAUCUUAUUUUCUUGCGUCGGAUGCAAGAGCUUCUUGUCAAGGCACGCGACCAGAUGGCUAAGACGCAGCAACGCAUGAGCCAGCAGGCCAAUCGCCAGCGUCUUCCUUGCCCAUUCAGUGCAGGGGAUCUCGUUUGGGUUUCUGCAGCGGAAUUCAGCCUUGAACAAGACAUCUCUCGCAAGCUCCUCCCGAAAUGGGUGGGGCCUUGGCCGAUCGUAGCACCCGCUGGAGACGCACCCGAGGGACCUUCCUUCACGAUUCAGGUGUCUGGCCACUUGCCCGUCUACCCAGUCUUUCAUUGCUCCAAGUUGGCUCUUUACAUGCCAGCGGAACAUGACGAUUUUCCCGGAAGACGUUCGCAAGACCCACCAUCCAUGGAUGGUUUUCAGGAGGUCGGCGACAUCAUCUCCCAGCGGCGCUACGGCAACAGGCCAACCGAGUAUUUAGUGCAUUUUGCCUACUGCACACACCGAGCUGACCGUUGGUUGACCCGUGCGGAACGUCAAGCAAGAGCUCCAGACGUUCUCGCACGCUACGAACGCAAGAUGCAAGGCAAGCCGGUUUCUUCGGCUCCACGCCACGCCCGCGUCCAGGUUCCACCUUCAGAUCGUCGGCUUCGCCCUCGCCCCGGCUUGACUUCAUAAGGAGAGGGGGGUGUUGCAUGCUGCACCUGCACACGCGGGCCAUUUUCCAGGCCCUGCGUCCUUCAGGCCGAAAGCCUGAAAUCC